Coccomyxa subellipsoidea C-169 is the source of this 914-nucleotide messenger RNA. RefSeq names its product Rhodanese-like protein. The record is from RefSeq and is a predicted model, not a curated record. NCBI's taxonomy places the organism in Eukaryota, Viridiplantae, Chlorophyta, Trebouxiophyceae, Coccomyxaceae. Bases 110 to 589 code for a protein of 159 amino acids. The transcript is spliced from 6 exons. Gene Ontology annotation, cellular component: chloroplast.
CAGAAGCACGAGAUCAGUUAUAGUGCGAGCAUUCCAGGGCACAGAAAGGGGUGCGUCAGGUUUGGACGUGAAAGGCUUGAGGCCCACGUCCCCAGCGGCUUGGGCCAUCAUGCGAGACACAUUGAGAAGUCGCAAGGUGCAGAUGCUGUCGCAGCAGGAGCUUGUCUUUGCACUGGAUAAGGAAAUCCCUAUCAUAGACAUACGGCCACCUGAUGAGUUCAAGGCGGGACACAUCAAGGGGUCUGUUCAUAUCCCACUGUACAGGCCAAUCACUGGCUGGGAUGCCCGGAAAUUGCUGCGGAGAGCAGGAUUCGCGUUCUUUGGUGUUUUUAAUGGCACGGAGCUCAAUCCCGAUUUCUUUGAUGACAUCGUGGCUGCAGCUUCCAAGGAGAAGGGAGCAAUCCUGAUUUGCAACAUUGGAGGAACCAUCGAGCCGACAGAGACAAAUUCUGAGGGAUUCCAGAGCAGGUCCCUGAUGGCUGCGUAUGAGCUCUCAAAUAUGGGUUUUGACAACAUCAAAGUACUGAAAGGUGGCUUCAACGACUGGAAACGGUCUGAGAGGGGAUUUGAGGUGGUUGAGGAAACAUGAUGGGAGCAUUUGCCUGCAUUGAAGCAGAUGAGCAUUGAGAGAUGAAUGGUGAUCUGUUUUGAUGAUCAGAUCUGGCAAGACAGAUGCAUCGAAAGAUCUUUGGUAUAUAUGUUUGAGUGUCUUUGGAGUGUCGGUUGACGCGUGUACAUUACAGUGAUUUCCAGUAAAGAACUAUGUGCCCCACAAAUUGUAUGUGUUCGUCACAGAGCUGCUUUGUUUGUAGCUAUGCGGAAGUCUAUCAAUUCCUAUGCUUAUUUUCUUUGUUGUACAGCCUAUCUGACUUAGACUGCCCGGCAGGGCCUGUGCAAGUUAAUAUGUCCUACAC